GACUGCCUAAUUGGUAUGAAUUAACCUCAGUUCUGAUUGGCUGGCUAGACCCAAUGAACAGAAUUCCAUCUAGGCUGAGUUCUUGGACUUGUUCCGGCUGCAAGGGAGGCCCUGCUGAAGCGAACUAGCGUGUCGUUGUGAUGUAACCCACUCCUGGUAAAUGGGGGAGAUCAGCGCAGUGAUCGCAAGUACAGGUGUCACUGUUUCUGGGUGGACAAAAAUAUAAGCAGCACAAAGAUGGCGGCCUCCUUACUGCGUAUAGGUCGAGUCGGGUCUCUCAAGAUUGCUACCCAACUAGGAAACAGGCAGCGCAGUGAAACAUUCCGAGUUCUGUGUCUGCAGCUGGAGAGCUGGGGUGUUUUGACGAGAGCCCCGGCUGCUGCCCUCUGCACCAAGGCUGAAGGGCCCAAGCCAGUAAAAAAGGCUCCAGCUAUAGAGGCCCUGGAUGACCGGGCCACGCUGCUGGCCUACAAGACCACUGUGGCCUUUCCCGCUAAGCUUUGUACCCCGGGCCUCUCUCCUGAGCAGGCUGUAGUUGGUGUUGACCAAGGUGCAACCUCCCUCACUGAAGCAGCAGUGGUAGCAGCAGUGCCGCUUCAACAAGCUGCUUCCACUGCUCUGGAAGAGCCCAGCCUUGCCCAAACACUUGUGGACCAUGCCCCCUCUGCUGCAGACACCAAAGUUGCAGCUGAAGCCAUCAUAGCUGAAACCGUAAUUGCAGAAGCCCCCGCAGCUGAAACGGUCGUUGCCGGAGCAGACGCAGGUGAAGCAGUUGUUGCAGAAGCAGUCACAGCUGAAGCAGUUGUUGCAGAAGCAGUCGCAGCUGAAGCAGUUGUCGAAGAAGCAGUCACAGCUGAAGCAGUUGUUGCAGAAGCAGUCGAAGCUGAAGCAGUUGUCGAAGAAGCAGUCGCAGCUGAAGCAGUUGUCGAAGAAGCAGUCGCAGCUGAAACAGUUGUCGAAGAAACAGUCGCAGCUGAAGCCGUUGUCGAAGAAGCAGUCGCCGCUGAAAAAGUUGUUGAAGAAGCAGUCGCCGCUGAAACAGUUGUCGAAGAAGCAGUCGCAGCUGAAACAGUUGUCGAAGAAGCAGUCGCCGCUGAAAAAGUUGUUGAAGAAGCAGUCGCAGCUGAAGCAGUUGUCGAAGAAGCAGUCACAGCCGAAGCCGUUGUUGCAGAAGCAGUCGCAGCCGAAGCAGUUGUUGCAGAAGCAGCCGAAGCAGUUGUUGCAGAAGCAGCCGAAGCAGUUGUUGCAGAAGCAGUCGCAGCCGAAGCAGUUGUUGCAGAAGCAGUCGCAGCCGAAGCAGUUGUUGCAGAAGCAGUCGCAGCCGAAGCAGUUGUUGCAGAAGCAGUCGCAGCUGAAGCAGUGGUUGCAGAAGCCGAAGCAGUCGCAGCCGAAGCAGUUGUUGCAGAAGCCGAAGCAGUCACAGCCGAAGCAGUUGUUGCAGAAGCUGAAGCAGUUGUUGAAGAAACAGUUGCAGCUGAAGCCCCUGCAGAAGCAAUUGCAGCUGAAGCAGUUGCCGCAGAAGCCCCUGCUGCUGAAGCAGUUGUUGAAGAAGUUAUCACAGCGGAUGCCCCUCCAGCUGAACCAGUCAUAGUGGAAGAGGCAGCCCCUGAGGCUGAAGCAAUUGUCGCAGCUUCUGCCAGCAGUUCUGGGCCCCCUGCUGAUGAAGCAUCUUCUUCCUCCUCCAGUGACUCGGACUCGGACUCAGACUCUGAUUCAGAGGAUGAGAAGGCGGGAACAAAGCUGAUGGCUGACACCCAUACGGAAGCUGUGACUGAGACCAAGGAGGCCCUGAUCCUGACAGCGGUGGAGCAGCCCAGCAAGCCACAGGACGAUGGAGAAUUGAAAGUAGAGGUGGAAGCUGGCCCAGCAGAUUCUGUGGAGAUACUGCCUGAAGCCGCACCAGAUGUCACCAUUCCCAUACUGGCUGCCAGCCCAGAAGCUACGCCAGAAGUUACUGUGGUUGCCGUGGAAGUUCCUUCAGAAACCAGUGUGCCCGAUUUUCCUGCUGAUGCUGCUGAGUUGGGUGCUGCCUCUGUUGUGAGUUCGGAGGACCUAGUUGACCCUGCACCUGUGCGAGCAACCGCCCCUGAAGAAAUGCCCUCUGAUCCAACCGUGGAAACUGCUGCUGAAGCAGUCUCUGAAGAGCUUGUUGCUGAAGCUGUGCCCGAGGAAGCACUAGAAGUUCCAGCUGAGCCGGAAGUUGCUGCCGCAGAGCAGUUAGCCGCUGCAGCUGAGCCGGAAUUUGUUGCAGAUGGAGCUGUGCUUGAAGCUUCCACCGAAGUUGUUCCUGCUGCAGAAAUUACCUUGGCAGAAGCUGUGGCCAACGUUGCUGUUGCCGAAGCCGCCCCUGCAGAAACCAUCGCAGAAGUUGCAGAGGCUGCUGCUGAAGCAGAAGUUGCUGCAGAAGUGGCAGCUGAAGCCACUCCUGCAGAAGCUGAGCCCACUGCAGAAGUUGCAGAAGCUGCUGCUGCUGAAGCAGUAGUUGCUGCAGAAGCUGUGAGUUCUGAGGAGCUGGUUGAUGCAGCUCCUGUAGUAGCUGAAGCUGCAGGAGAAGAGCUUCCUUCAGAGGCCCUCGCUGAAGCUGUGGAGUCGCCUGAGGCUGCUGCCCCUCCAGAACCCGAGCCUGAGCCCUUUGACAACAGCACUUACAAGAACCUGCAGCACCACCACUACCACAUGUACACCUUUGUGGAUAUGGACGUGGAGAUGGCCAAAUAUAGGCUACCUCAGCCCUCCUCUGGACGGCCUUCCCCCAGACAUUGAGUUCCCCUGCCUGGAGCUGAAACCCAAGACACCCCCGCCCCCGCCCCUGUCUGCGUGUGUCCUUUAAUUAAUGUCCCUGUUUAUCCAUGCAUUUCCUAACACACUUGUAAUUCUGAUGAUAAAAUAUAAGAGUCUAAGUA
Molecule: messenger RNA, 2903 nt
Organism: Conger conger (European conger)
Lineage: Eukaryota; Metazoa; Chordata; Actinopteri; Anguilliformes; Congridae
Gene: ndufv3
Product: NADH:ubiquinone oxidoreductase subunit V3
Exons: 6
Coding region: 238-2763 (841 amino acids)
Biological process (GO): mitochondrial ATP synthesis coupled electron transport
Cellular component (GO): mitochondrion
Source: RefSeq, a predicted model, not a curated record